UCCGUGGAAACGGCACAGGAAGUGGCGCGCAACUGUUGAAAAAUGUCUCACAAACUGAAGAGGUGGUUUUGAUGCUAUUAUUUGUCACCAGCCUUUAAAACGGCGUCUAAAGACAGCUUGGUGGGCGUUUCUCUUUAUUAACCGGAGCUCCACGUUGUAAAAAAUGUCGUUUGUGAGAGUGGGGCGUCCACAGCAGCACGCCAAAGGAAAAAGGCCUGUUCGCCCCAAGAAGGCAGCAGCUCAAAGAAGAGAGUGGGUGAGCACUGUCAACGACCUCUCUGUGCACAAGCUGACACCUGCGGAGCUGAGUCAUCGGCAUGAGCUCCACAAGUCUCACAACAAAGCAGCAGCUCAGUGGGAGCUGAAAGAGAAAGCCCUGAAACGACGUCUCAGGCACGCAGGGAGCCCUGCACCCCUGGACCAGGCCAGUCUCAGCAUCAUCAGGGAGGUUUUCUCUGAUCAGCUGCUGCUGCAGGAUGUGUUGGCCCGUUCUGACAAAGCCCUGGCUGUGGUCAAAGACCUGUUUGGAGAUGCUCCACGCAGGCACACCGGACACCCCAGAGUGACUGUGGCUCCAAACUGUGACUCUGACUCAGAACUGCCUGUUCUUCAAAGACCAGAUCGUCCAACUCAUCUGUCUCUCCUCAGCCAGUCAAUGAUGGAUCAAGAGGCUCUUAAUGAACUGGAAGCUUCAGAGGACGACCACAGAGACGAUGCCCGUCCUUCAACCAGUUCAGAGUAUCAUGUAAUCCGAAGGGUCAAUGUACAAAAAAUGAAGGCGCAGCCUCGGGCUAGAGUGUCACAGCAACACAAAGGUCAUCAUCACAGCUGUCACCGUGGAGACAAGGAUAAUAGUCCCGUGACACCCUGUACAUCAGACAGGGCACCAGCUCAGAGAGCUCUCAAUGCCACCGUGGCUGUUCAGCGUGUUCGGUCCAGACAGAGUCAGGCGGAGGACGCCAGAGAGGAAACAUCAGUCCUGGUUUCUCAGGUUCUUAAUUCUGAACCGCCUCAGAGCAAGUCAGACUGGAUCGGUAAUCACACCAGCAGAGGCAGGAAGUGUGUUUCCCAGGGUUCAGAGCUGGACGGCUCCUCUGUUGCCUCUCUCAGCGGGGAUCAGUCCAGUCUGGGCCUGCUGCAGGCCAUGUUGGGUCAGGUGGAGUCGGAUUUGGACGCACUGAGCCCUGAUACAGCACCAACAUCUGCACAGAGUCCCAAAAAGCACAGAACACAAAGCCUUACUGGAUUUUCUGUGGCCUUGGUCUCUACACUGGGACGUUUGGUGCACCUCCUUAAAAAGAGGGAAGAUGAAGCUCAGGAGGCGGCACAGGAGAGGAGAAAACUGGAGGAGGAGCUGAAAGAGCAGCAGAGGCUCAUUGAUGCUCUCACUGCUGAAACCAUGACUCUGAGAGAGGAGGCUACAACCCUGCAGGCAGGGUUACAGCAGCGGACAGCAGAGCUGGAGCGGAAGUUGGACACAGUGGUGUUGGCGAUGGGAGGGCUCGGACUGCUGAGUGAACACAGUGGCCAAACCCCACACUCUGAGGUUAAAGUUGCAGGCUGUCAGUCUGCGACGGGUGCUGAGCGAGUACCUGUUUCUUCUGCCGUCCUCCUCUCACCACCUCAACAGCGGGACCACUUUCAGCAUGUUCCUGCAACUUGUCCUGCGCCACCGCACCAGCAGCUUCCUGCUGCGGAUCUCCUGCUCUCCUAUGGGGACCUCCGCGCUCACAGCUCAGACUCUAGUCUCAGCAGUCUGCCCCUAGUUCAGCUUCCCUCUGCUUCCUCGCUAUCGCUGACCUCUGACCCUCUUCGCUCACAGAGGUCUCCGGGCACAGUGCUAGCUGAGAUUGCUCAGCUGAGCAAAGAGACCGAUCUUAUCAGGGCUCAACUCAGCCAGGCAAAGGGCCUCGGGUCAGGGGUCAGAGAAUCGCUCGACAGUGGCAAUGAGAGAAGAGGGUCGAGCUGCAGCAGCACCGGGAGAGUAACACCUCAGAGCGCUGCAGAGAGCAGGAUGUCCGGGUCCAGCUGUAAAGAGAGGCGGAGCCAGCAUGUGUGGACUCCUGAAGAACAACAGCUGACUCAACAGGCAACAUCACCCAACACUUUCAGUGAAAACAGCGUGGAGCAACGCCUCCUGGAGCUGAACAGGCAGAGCGCUGCAGCCCGAGGUCGGCUGCUGGAAAUAAUCGAGCAACAGAAGCAAAGUGUUUCAGCCAGAGUCUCUCCCUCUAUCUCCCCGAUCCCAGCUUCUGCCUUCAGCCCGAAUCCAGAAUCCACGAAACGCCUGGAGGCAUCAGAGCUGCUGCCCGAGCGAGAGCUCCGGUCACACAGUGGUGGCGGUGAGGGUGAGAGGAGGUUUGCUGGCUCUGAUGCAUCUUCUCACAGUUUUGAAAGAGAAACCAGGGAUGGCAAAACACAGAUGGACAAGGAGAGAGCUCGAGAAGGCUGGUUUGCAUUGUCUGCUCACGUGAGGUGACAAGAAGGACAACCCAGCAUACCUGAAGAUGUUUAUUACGCAGAAUGUUCUUACUAUUUUUAUCUGUUUUAUUAAUGAUUGAAUUAAAAUGUUUUUACUUUUA
Molecule: messenger RNA, 2582 nt
Organism: Maylandia zebra (zebra mbuna)
Lineage: Eukaryota; Metazoa; Chordata; Actinopteri; Cichliformes; Cichlidae
Gene: spice1
Product: spindle and centriole associated protein 1
Biological process (GO): mitotic spindle assembly; regulation of centriole replication; metaphase chromosome alignment
Cellular component (GO): spindle; centrosome; centriole
Source: RefSeq, a predicted model, not a curated record